UCCAAACCCUCGCAUCUCCAUACAGUAUCACCAGGAUUACAUAUCGAAGACCGAUUAUAUCUGAACAGAAUGACUGCUUGGGUGAUAGUGUGGACAGCAUGCUUAGUAAUGGCUACAGAAGCUGUUCCAUGCCAUCACACCCAUCACUGUUCAGACUGUGACAGAGAGACGGGGGAUUGCCUCUCUGAGUGUGACACUGGGUAUUAUGAUCGACAAUGUAAGUCUACCUGCAGCAGGAACUGUAGGAAUAACACAUGCGUGAUCUCAGAACAUGCUAGCGGUAACUGUACUGAUGGUUGUGUGCCAGGUUAUUCUGGCUUUGGGUGCAGCAUACCAUGUGACAGUCCAGGAGGUAGCUGUACAGCAUGUCCAGGUGGUUGUGAUGGAGGAUAUUGUCAGCUGGGGACAUCCUGUGUGUCUGGAUGUGUAGACUCCUACUACGGGACUGGCUGUAAAGCUGGUACUACAGUGGGACUUUCUGUAGGACUGUCCGGAGCUUUCUUAAUCAUCUUCCUGGUCCUGUGCUGCAAGUAUUGUCAACGCCUAAGGCAGAACAGUGUCACCAACAAAACAGAGAUGUGCAACAACGUUGCCGAGAUGGGUGGCGCCAAUGUACAGGAGCUGGAAUGGUAUACUGAGAUUCCACUGACAGACAUGACCUUGCCUUCUGGGUCAAGGUCAUCUGGAGGGAACCGCGGGGCUGGAGGUGAAGCUGCUGAUGUAGCGGGUGACGUUUAUGACGUUGCAGAUGGAGGACAACGGGGACUUCCUGCUGUUGCUGACAACUUCUACUCCAUGCUUAGAAACAAAUUAUUUUGAAACGGUAUUGAUAUGAGUAAUGACGAUGUUAAUUAUGUAACUCUUCAUUUGAUCUACUGCCCAGUGAAAAUGGAAUCCGCGUCCAUACAGAGUAGGAAAAGUCGGCGUUUUUUAUGCUCAUGGUCAAUGUAUACUAAGACCUGUUGAUUAUAUUAGCUGAUAUCCCUGCUAAACAAUGAUGACUUAGUAGGCUUGCAGCAUUCACUGGUGGUUCUUGGAAAGGUCUUUCGAUGCAUAAUUACAAUGGGAAACGCCUUUCAGGGAAAUUGAUUCGAAACGAAACUUCAGAAGAUUUAAGUAGAAAAGCUCUGCCCUGAUUUUA
Haliotis rubra (blacklip abalone) is the source of this 1141-nucleotide messenger RNA. Its product is annotated as multiple epidermal growth factor-like domains protein 11. The transcript has 5 exons. Bases 70 to 819 code for a protein of 249 amino acids. NCBI's taxonomy places the organism in Eukaryota, Metazoa, Mollusca, Gastropoda, Lepetellida, Haliotidae. The record is from RefSeq and is a predicted model, not a curated record.